UUCACCCAGAGCUGGUUGCCGGAGCGUCGUCAAUGGGAAGGGAACGCCGCGUUGGAAAAAGCGCACACUGUUUAGCCAAAUUUCAACUGCACCAUGGUUUGCGCCUCAGUUCCGUGUUUGUGGACUAUAUUUUGCCUUAAUUUAUGUUUUUAUGUGAACACUGGAAUAGCACAGAACACAAGAGAGGUGAUCCUGCUGGAUUCAAAGGCGCAGCAGACAGAGCUAGAAUGGAUAUCGUCUCCUCCAAGCGGGUGGGAAGAGAUCAGCGGCUUAGAUGAAAACUACACACCCAUUCGCACAUACCAGGUCUGCCAGGUCAUGGAGCCAAAUCAGAACAAUUGGCUACGGACUAACUGGAUUGAAAAGGGCGAUGCCCAGAGGAUUUUUGUGGAGCUGAAGUUUACCUUGAGGGAUUGUAACAGCCUUCCAGGGGUGGUAGGCUCUUGCAAGGAGACGUUCAACUUGUACUACCAGGAAACCGACGUGGAGGUGGGCAGGAAUAUAAGGGAGAGUCAGUAUGUGAAAAUUGACACUAUAGCGGCGGAUGAGAGUUUCACUCAGGGUGACCUGGGGGAAAGAAAGAUGAAGCUCAACACGGAGCUGCGUAUAAUCGGGCCCCUAUCCCGCCGAGGCUUCUACCUGGCCUUUCAGGAUGUAGGUGCCUGCAUCGCUUUGGUCUCUGUCAAAGUGUAUUACAAGAAGUGUUGGUCGAUUAUUGAGAACCUGGCCACGUUCCCAGAUACAGAUACGGGAUCUGAGUUUUCAUCGCUGGUGGAAGUGGAGGGCACAUGUGUCAAUGAUGCAGAAGAGGAGGCCGACAACUCUCCCAAAAUGCACUGCAGCGCAGAAGGAGAGUGGCUUGUACCCAUUGGGAAAUGUAUAUGCAAAGCUGGAUUUCACCAGAAGGGAGAUGCAUGUGAACCCUGUGGUCGUGGAUUCUACAAGUCUUCAUCCCAGGAUCUUCAGUGUUCCCGUUGUCCCGCGCACAGUUAUAAUGACAGAGAGGGCUCAUGGAGAUGUGACUGUGAAGACGGCUAUUACAGAGCCCUCUCCGACCCCCCUUCAGUCACCUGCACUAGGCCACCAUCAGCUCCUCAGAACAUGCUUUACAACAUCAACCACACCACUGUCAGCCUAGAGUGGACCCCGCCAGCUGACACAGGCGGCCGUAAUGACGUGACGUACCGGAUUAUUUGCCGCCGCUGUACCUGGGAGCCAGAAGAGUGCUUUCCUUGUGGGAGCAACGUUGGCUACUUGCCACAGCAGAGUGGAUUAAUGGACACCUACGUCACCAUCACUGAUCUGUUAGCUCAUGCAAACUACACCUUUGAGGUUGAGGCCGUGAACGGCGUGUCCGACCUUAGCCGUACCCAGCGACUGUUUGCAGCCGUCAGCAUCGCGACCAGCCAAGCAGCCCCAUCACAAGUGAGUGAGGUGAUAAAGGAGCGAGUUCAGCAGCACAGCAUUCAGCUCUCCUGGCAGGAACCAGAGCAGCCCAAUGGCGUCAUCACCGAAUAUGAGAUCAAAUACUAUGAGAAAGACCAAAAGGAUCGCAUUUACUCCACCGUGAAGUCAAAGUCUACUUCAGCCACAGUCAAUAAUCUGAAGCCAAGCACAGCGUACAUCUUUCAGAUCCGAGCAUUCACCGCUGCAGGAUAUGGCACCUUCGGUCCCAGAGUAGAGGUCACCACCAAGGAAGAAUCCACUGGAUCUGGUGAGCUAAUCACUACAGUCAUAUCGAGUGAGCAGAAUCCAGUCAUCAUCAUCGCUGUGGUGGCGGUAGCCGGUACCAUCAUCCUGGUCUUCAUGGUGUUUGGUUUCAUCAUAGGGAGAAGACACUGUGGCUACAGUAAGGCCGAUCAGGAAGGGGACGAGGAACUUUACUUUCAAUUUAAAUUUCCAGGCACCAAAACCUACAUUGACCCUGAAACCUACGAAGACCCAAACAGGGCUGUCCAUCAGUUCGCAAAGGAGCUGGAUGCCUCUUGCAUUAAGAUUGAGAGGGUUAUCGGCGCAGGAGAGUUUGGAGAGGUGUGUAGCGGACGACUGAAGCUGCCCGGAAAGAGGGAUGUGUCGGUGGCCAUAAAAACACUGAAAGUAGGCUACACUGAAAAACAAAGGCGGGACUUCCUGUGCGAGGCCAGCAUAAUGGGCCAGUUUGAUCACCCAAAUGUUGUUCAUCUGGAGGGUGUCGUCACCAGAGGAAAACCAGUUAUGAUAGUAAUUGAAUACAUGGAAAAUGGCUCAUUAGAUGCAUUCCUCAGGAAACAUGAUGGGCAGUUCACUGUGAUUCAGCUGGUGGGAAUGCUGCGUGGCAUCGCGGCCGGCAUGAGAUACCUCUCAGACAUGGGCUACGUCCAUCGCGAUCUGGCGGCGCGAAACAUCCUUGUCAACAGCAAUCUCGUAUGUAAAGUGUCCGACUUCGGCCUGUCCAGAGUGAUUGACGACGAUCCCGAAGCUGUCUACACAACGACGGGUGGAAAGAUCCCAGUUCGGUGGACAGCAAUGGAAGCCAUCCAGUAUCGUAAAUUCACAUCAGCUAGUGAUGUAUGGAGCUACGGGAUUGUCAUGUGGGAGGUCAUGUCCUACGGAGAACGACCUUACUGGGACAUGUCCAAUCAAGAUGUCAUAAAGGCUAUCGAGGAGGGAUAUCGUCUUCCCGCCCCCAUGGACUGCCCUCCUGGCCUCCAUCAGCUCAUGUUGGACUGCUGGCAGAAAGACCGAGCAGACCGACCCAAAUUCGAUCAGAUCGUCGGCAUCCUGGACAAAAUGAUCCGCAAUCCUAACACCUUAAAAACGCCAAUGGGAACAUGUACACGACCCAUAAGCCCACUGCUUGAUCAGAACACUCCAGAUUUCACUUCUUUCCGAUUGGUCAGUGAGUGGUUGGAAGCCAUCAAGAUGGAGAGAUAUGUGGACAGCUUCACAGCUGCAGGCUACAGCUCGCUCGAAUCUGUUGCUAGAAUGACUAUCGAGGAUGUAAUGAGUUUGGGAAUCUCCUUGGUGGGCCAUCAGAAGAAGAUCAUGAGCAGUAUACAGACUAUGAGAGCCCAGAUGCUGCAUCUUCACGGGACAGGCAUUCAAGUUUGAUGGACAUCGGCAGCACUCCCCGAUCAGAUGAACCAGAACUCUUCAGGACAGCACCGCAAAAUGUGUGACACAGCAAAAAUAAUAAAUAAAUAAAAAACUACUCGACAACAAAGAAAAAAAACGUUCCGUUUUUAAACUUCCAGAACUGACAGAACAGAAUCAUUCCUUUGUUAAUGGCGAAGGAUUUUGGUGAAGGUGCUGGAAACCAAGAGACAGAGAGACAUUGAAAACGCAGACAGACAAGAGAGAGAGAGAAUCUUAAACGGACAGUGACCACAGGAUGCUCUAAAGAACUCAUCAUGUCAUUGAGAUGGAGCAUUCAAGAGGAUUUUUAUGCUUUGUAUGGACUGUCUUUAUCAUCAGAGAUUUGCUCAUAGUUGCUAUAGAUUUCACUGAUUACUUUUUUAAAUCAAGGGUGAAUAUAAAAAUAAGCAAAUCCAAUUCAUAUGGAGUGAAUUUGCUGCAAGUUCUUUUGCUUUGGUUUGUAAUAUCCACACUAAGGCAGUGUGGGACGUUACUCUUCUACUCGAUUGAUUUGUGUUAGCUUGUUUUCUCGGAUUGUUUUAUGGAACUGACAACAGGGUAAACCGUCUCAUCUGGAGAGAACCAGAGGCUGAAAACCGACAGAAGAGGUUUGUCUUCUCCAGCCAGCACUAUCUACAUGAAGCUCUCUCCAGACUGAAGCAUUGGCAGAGAAAGAGAGUCAGGCCGACCUGGUCUUUUAUAUCGAGCAGAAGUAUCCCACUGCUUGGUCACGUGAAGCUCCUGAGAGUGAUUGGUUGUGUUUAAGAACAGCCCGAGCAGAUGUUAGGUAUAUUUUAUGAUCCUACACGACAAUUCAGAUGUGAAUUAGUACAAAGAGAAUUGCUAACCACUUCAGUUUUGUUUAGUUUUUUGUGUAAGAACUAUUACGGUGGCAAUAUUCUUUCUAAGUUUAUAUUUACCACAUGAAUGGAUUUAUCAGUGCUGUUGUUGAAUGUGUACUUUUUAUUAUUGAUAUCAUUUAUCAUAAAUACAUGUUUGCAUAAAGAAUGAAAAAAAGAAAAAAAGAAA
Molecule: messenger RNA, 4143 nt
Organism: Carassius carassius (crucian carp)
Lineage: Eukaryota; Metazoa; Chordata; Actinopteri; Cypriniformes; Cyprinidae
Product: ephrin type-A receptor 7-like
Exons: 17
Coding region: 94-3090 (998 amino acids)
Biological process (GO): cell surface receptor protein tyrosine kinase signaling pathway; protein phosphorylation; axon guidance
Cellular component (GO): plasma membrane; neuron projection
Molecular function (GO): protein binding; ATP binding; transmembrane-ephrin receptor activity
Source: RefSeq, a predicted model, not a curated record